UCCGAGUCUUUCUGGACGGGUUUAGGAGGAUCCCUUCAUUUAAAAACAGUCGAGUAAAGCUUAAUGUUGAUGGAGACCUGAAACAACCUCUCAACACGGGCAGCGCCAUCUUUGUUUCACCGGAAGUUAUCUGGUCCGUCUCCACUUUACUUUCGAUGAGAGCCUUCGUUUCCGGUGGGGUCGAUUUUAGUGUGACACACAGUGAGUUGAGCAGUUUACUUUCACCUGCUGGUUCAUUUCUCCUCUAAGCUAUGUCUCAUGGAGCUCCAGGAGAAAAUAACUGUACCGAUAUUUACAGACGUGGACAAAGACGUGUUUCUGCGAGACAUUUAUCCACAGCGCAGACCGGCCGUGCUGAGAGGACUUAAUCUUGGACCAUGUCUGGAAAAAUGGAGGACUGAGUAUCUCUGUGAGAAGGGCAGCGACAAGGAAGUGAAGAUACACGUGUCCACUGUGCCACAGAUGGACUUUCUGCACAAAAACUUUGCAUACAAGACUCUGCCCUUCAGGGAGUUUGUGAAAAGAGCUUCUGAAAAGAUUCACUCGGAUUUCUUCCUCUGUGAGGAUGAGAGCUAUUAUCUUCGGUCACUAGGAGAGGACGUGCGAAAGGAACCUGCUGAUCUGAGCAAACAGUUCCCAGACUUGGCAGCAGAUUUCCACAUCCCAGAGUUCUUUGCACCGGAUCAGUUUUUCUCCAGCGUGUUCCGCAUCAGCUCCUGUGGUCUGCAGCUGUGGACGCACUAUGAUGUGAUGGAUAACCUGCUGGCUCAGGUGACAGGGACGAAAAGAGUGGUACUCUACAGCCCCCAGGAUGCAUUGCACCUCUACCUGUCAGGUGAUAAAUCAGAGGUGCUGGACAUCGACUCCCCGGAUCUGAAACGAUUCCCUGAGUUUGUGAAGGCAAAGAGGUUGGAGUGUGUGCUGGAGCCUGGAGAUCUACUCUUCAUCCCAGCCCUGUGGUUCCACAACACCCUGGCUCUGCAGUUCGGUGUGGGCGUCAACGUGUUCUGGCGACAUCUUCCUGCUGACAGCUACGACAAAAAGGACCCGUACGGGAACAAAGACCCCGUGGCUGCCACGCGAGCCCUCCAGGCCCUGGAGAGAGCGCUGCACACUUUGGAUGAACUCCCAGCUGAUUAUCGGGACUUUUACGGACGCCGGAUGAUACAGCGCAUCCAAAAGAGGACAUACUGCGAUGGUCAGUCGAGAACUAUUGCACAGCAGGACUCUGAGAGUUCGACUCCGUGCAGUCAAUCCACCAAACCUGGAUGAGAGUCUGGAGAAAUGCAAACAAUAAAACACUGAAUUCAUGCUACGCUGUGAUUGUUCAACAGUAAACCUUUCUCAAAGACCCUA
Notolabrus celidotus (New Zealand spotty) is the source of this 1356-nucleotide messenger RNA. It is a transcript of the gene tyw5, whose product is annotated as tRNA-yW synthesizing protein 5. Gene Ontology annotation, biological process: wybutosine biosynthetic process. NCBI's taxonomy places the organism in Eukaryota, Metazoa, Chordata, Actinopteri, Labriformes, Labridae. The transcript is spliced from 8 exons. The coding region runs from base 259 to 1272 and encodes 337 amino acids. Gene Ontology annotation, molecular function: tRNA binding; 2-oxoglutarate-dependent dioxygenase activity. The record is from RefSeq and is a predicted model, not a curated record.